Molecule: messenger RNA, 474 nt
Organism: Penicillium mononematosum
Lineage: Eukaryota; Fungi; Ascomycota; Eurotiomycetes; Eurotiales; Aspergillaceae
Exons: 1
Coding region: 1-474 (157 amino acids)
Source: RefSeq, a predicted model, not a curated record
AUGCAAUUAUUCACUUGGCCUCGGUCACAUCUUCUCGAGAUUGGCGACCAAAAUUGGUGCCCGUCGUGGCUUCACCGGCACGAGCAACUGGUUCUCACCCAGCUGUGGAAUCUUCGAAUUCCCGGGUGGAGCCAUGGAAACCUUGCGAAACAGGCAUGUGCAGUGUUCAAAGGGCACCUGGAAGAUCUUUCCUCGUACACAGUUCUGGACAUAUGCGCUGGUGCUGGUGGGCCUACCCCUGUCCUCGAAUCAGAGCUCAAUAAAGAACUCGAGUCCGAAGGCAAGGGCCCUGUUCAGUUUGUCUUGAGCGAUCUUUAUCCUCAUAUUGAAGAGUGGGAGCGAAUAUCGAAGAAACAGCAGAAUGUCACAUAUAUCGAAAGCCCGGUGGAUGCUCGGGCUGUUCCUCGAGUUGCAGCAAGUUCGAGAAAAGGAGUGCCGCAUCUUCAAUAUCUGUUUCCACCAUUUUGGAGAUGA